GUCGCAGGUCUCCCACUCAGACGUUACAGCCGCCCACAGAAACCACCACUCUGCUCUGCGCACACAGAGAGGGAAACAAAAGGAAAAAUAUCGAGGGUCGAUUCGUGUGUUCCGCCGUUCGUCAUGAGGCCGAUCAGGGAAGGCGAGGCGCUGGUGGGGGUCGCGGGGGCUCCGGCGGCGGCCGUCGUCGGCCACGGCGCGCACCCGGGGUUCUGGAGGACGCCCACGCCCUACCUCUUCCUCGGCUUCGCGCUCAUGAUGGGGCUCAUCGCCGUGGCGCUGCUCGUGCUCGUCUGCACGCGCCGCAAGCCGUCCGGCUCGUCGCGCCGGGGGAGGAGCGCCGGCGAGGACGCGUCGGCCCGCGGGAUGGCGCCGCUCGACAGGGAGCCCAAGGUCGUCGUCAUCAUGGCCGGCGACGACGUGCCGUCCUUCCUCGCCAGCGCCAGGCCCUUCGCGUUCCCCGAUGCCGUGAACGCCGCCGACGCCGGCGAGCAGCGGCAGGCGGACGCGGCCUAGGCGCGCCGCACCCGCCCGUGUGCCCUGCAGGGCGCGGGACCAAUUUUGGCCUCUAGGAGGAUUUUCCCCUGCGUGAUUUGUCCGUCUGUAGAAUCUACUCCUCAAUUAGCAGAGAAGAUAGAGCUGUAGUACUGUAGUAGUUUUGCGUUUCUUGGUGAGGUGAGGUGAGCGGCGCGCAUGGCGUGGGAGAGCGCCCGGCGGCGUGCGUACGUUUGAGAUCCGGCGAAAGCGAAUGGAAUUUUGGCUUGCAUCUUCAAUAAAUGCAUGGUGCUUGCUUCCCUGCUCCCCAA
Messenger RNA from Hordeum vulgare subsp. vulgare (domesticated barley), 806 nucleotides. Its product is annotated as protein GLUTAMINE DUMPER 6-like. The record is from RefSeq and is a predicted model, not a curated record. NCBI's taxonomy places the organism in Eukaryota, Viridiplantae, Streptophyta, Magnoliopsida, Poales, Poaceae. The transcript has a single exon. Gene Ontology annotation, biological process: regulation of amino acid export. The coding region runs from base 124 to 516 and encodes 130 amino acids.